UCUUGUGUAGUCCUGGGCUCUGACUACCUCCUGCCCCACUGUCCCACAUGUUCUCCAUGUUGGGUCCUGUCCAGGUGUUCCGCGCUCGCCCAGAAGUCCGGAGAGGUUCUGCCUGCCGCNGCGUGUCACAUUUUCCCACUGAGAACCACAGUGAGAGCUCUGGGUGUCCCGGAAUCCUGAGAUGAUCUCGAUGCUGAGUUUUCUUUCUCCCAUGAGACAAAUCAAACGUCACCUUCCAUGGAACCCUGCUAUGGACCACAUACAGAGAAGAAUGGACCCCACUUUCUGUUCCAAAAGCUGACCGCUUGGGUUGAAGAGAAACAUGUCAUUCCAGGGGCUGAUAUCGUUUGAAGACAUAGCCGUGGACUUCACCUGGGAGGAAUGGCAAGACCUGAGUGCUGCUCAGAGGACCCUGUACAGGGACGUGAUGUUGGAGACCUACAUCAGUCUGGUGUCCCUAGGACACUGUACGAACAAACCUGAGUUGAUCUUCAAGUUGGAGCAAGGACUUGGGCCAUGGAGUGUAGCAGAAGCCUCAGACAGGAACCUCUCAGAUUUUCACAUAUUGACUGCACCAAUUGUGACCAGCCAGAAAAAUCACAAGGCAUAUAUGUGGCAAGCUGGAACCACCGAAAAUAAGGCAUCAAAUGAAAAGAUUGCAGAGCUAAAGGAGCAACAGAAGAUCCAUCAAGGGUCAAAAUCCUGUGAAAGAGAAGCACAUGGGAAGACAUUUUUUCAGAAAGCCCAGAGCACUGUGAUUCAGAUGUCUCCUACACGUCAGACAGCUCUCCAUUACACGGCAACUCUCACUAAAUGUCAGAGACCUCACAGAGGGGAGAUGAGCCCUGAGUAUGAAGAAUGCAGGAAAACCAUCUUCCAGAGCUCACACGUUCCAAGAUGUCAGAAACCUCUUAUAGAUACAAAGCUUUGUGGAUGUACAGAGUGCAGAAAAGAUUUCUCCUGCAACUCAAAACUCACAAGUCAUCCAAGAACGCGCAUACGUAAGAGGCCCUAUAAAUGUAAGGAAUGUGGGAAAGCCUUCUGCUCUCAGGGAAAACUUACUCUACAUCAAAUAGUUCACACAGGUGAGAAGCCCUAUGAAUGUACAGAAUGUGGGAAAGCCUUCUCCCACAAGGCAUACCUCACUCAGCAUCAGAAAAUUCACAUGAGCACGAAGCCUUAUGCAUGUGCUNAAUGUGGGAAAGCUUUCUACCGAUUAUCACACCUUACUCUGCACCAGAGAACUCACACAAAUGAGAAACCUUAUGAUUGUACAGAAUGCCAAAAAUCUUUCACCUGCCGGUCACAGCUUACUCUACAUCAGCGAACUCACACAGGUGAGAGACCUUUUGAGUGCAUAGAAUGUGGAAAAUCUUUCUACUACAAGGCACACCUAAUUCGACAUCAGAGAAUUCACACCAAUGAGAAGCCCUUUGAAUGUAUAGAGUGUGAGAAAUCCUUUUACUGCCAGUCGGACCUCACUGUGCACCAACGAUCCCACACAGGUGAGAAGCCCUAUGAAUGUAAGGAGUGUGGGAAAUCAUUCUACCAGAAGUCAAAACUCACUCUACAUCAGAGGAAUCAUAUAGGUGAGAAGUCUUAUGCAUGCACAGUCUGUGGGGAAGUUUUCUAUUGCAAAUCACAUCUCACUCUACAUCAGACUGUACAUACAGAUGAACACCCAUAUAUAUGUACAGAGUGUGGGAAAUGUUUCUACUAUAAGUCACAGCUCAUUGUNCAUGGAAGAACUCACACGGGUGAUAGACCCUACAAAUGCGGAGAGUGUGGGAAAGCUUUCUCCCGAAAGUCACACCUCAUUCGACAUCAAAGCAUUACUCACACAGAUAAGAACAAUUUGAAUGUAGCAAAUGUGGGAAAGGUUUCCCCUGUAAGCCAAGACUCACUUCACGCCCACUCACUUUACCUCAGUGAACACAAGCAUGCGCCAAGCAUUUUGAAGGAAAAGAAUGCAGGAUAGCUUUCUACUUCAAGCCACAAAUGACAGCAGAGGACAACUCAGAUGAAGAACCCUGUGAAUGGGAAGAGAGAGAAAACUUUAUACUGUAAGGCUGUGAGAAAGAACUCUGAAAAUAUGAGUUCAAGAUACAUAGUUUCCCAACUAUGCAAAAUACAAAGAUGCAAUAUGAAUUCUAUGAGAGGCUUCACAAACCUAAAAGAACAGCAGCUGCACUAUGACCCAGGUUGAAAAAAGAUACAAAGGCAGGCAGAUUCCUGAGUUCAAGAUCAGCCUGGAACAGAGCAAGGAAUAGACCCAGGUGUGGUGGGAAUUGUAAUCUCAGGACUGGAUCCCACCCAACUAAAGUUAUUGUCUGUGUUUAACAAAGACAGAUCUCUGAAUUCAUUUGCAAUGAAGAAAGAAAGAAAGAAA
Messenger RNA from Mus caroli (Ryukyu mouse), 2389 nucleotides. RefSeq lists its product as uncharacterized. Gene Ontology annotation, cellular component: nucleus. NCBI's taxonomy places the organism in Eukaryota, Metazoa, Chordata, Mammalia, Rodentia, Muridae. Gene Ontology annotation, biological process: regulation of transcription by RNA polymerase II. Gene Ontology annotation, molecular function: DNA-binding transcription factor activity, RNA polymerase II-specific. The record is from RefSeq and is a predicted model, not a curated record.